Filobasidium floriforme is the source of this 2633-nucleotide messenger RNA. RefSeq lists its product as uncharacterized. The coding region runs from base 36 to 2633 and encodes 865 amino acids. Lineage: Eukaryota; Fungi; Basidiomycota; Tremellomycetes; Filobasidiales; Filobasidiaceae. The transcript has 2 exons. Gene Ontology annotation, molecular function: calcium ion binding. Gene Ontology annotation, cellular component: membrane. The record is from RefSeq and is a predicted model, not a curated record.
CAUAUCACCCCACACAAGCGAGAUCAACUCCCAUCAUGUCAUUCCUACAACGGCUUCCCGUUAUCGCUCUCUUCGCUGGCGCAACCUUCCUUCCACCAUCUGUGUUGGCCAGACCUAUCCCUCAAGAACCCUCGGUACCGGCUAUCAAUCCUGCUCUUACCCCUGAUCGUGGAAACGCUUCUCUGGAUCGAGUGAUACCCAUCGUCAAUCUACCGUUGGCUACCCAGAUCACCGCCUCGGAGACCGAUGAUGCCAAGCCAGGAGCCGUCAUAUCGAGUGCAUUUGCCUAUGCCAAUGAUUCCAACUUUUACCCGGGUGUCAGGGUUCCUCCCGGAUGGAGCUUUUCGAUCGGUCUCCUUCAUCCGUUCGUGUAUCCCGAAGGUACCAAUGGGAACCGACCCAUCUACCAUUCGGCUUGCCUCGAGGAUGGAUCAGCUUUGCCUCAAUGGCUCGGCUUCGACAGCGAUACGGUCACCUUCAACGGCUAUUCGCCCGCCACAUCGGACGAGUCUGAGACUCGGCUGUUUCACAUCAAGCUCAUGGCCUCGGACAUUGACGGACACAGUGACGUUGAGCAAGGGUUCAACCUGACCGUCGGGCUUCAUAGCUUAGAGCUGCGGGGCAGCGUGCCGCAGCUCAACGUUACGGCUGGAUACCCUACUGCCGUGUCCGCCUCGGUCUGGCCUCAACUUCAGCUGGACGGACAGCCAAUCUCACCCGAGAACACUACAGACCUCCUGAUCAACGAUUCGACGUUCGAUUGGAUUCGAUUCGAUCGAGCGACUCGCGAUAUCGUUGCGACUCCAGACUCUGAUAUGGCAGGACAAGCGAUGGAUAUCCCCGUAGAAUUACAAGACGCAUUCGGCGGUCAUCUCCAAACGGCAAUGAGAGUGCAGGUCGAAGCGUACGCGUUUACCACCAACGAGACGUUUCCGACGGUUCUCGGUGGACGAACGUUUGUUCAGACCGCGAACGGAGGACCAACCGGAGAUCUGGACCUGAGCGAGUACCUUGCGGCUUCAAACCUGUCUCAGCUGUCGUUCGAAGUGUCCUCAGACCAUGAACCUGUGGAUCAAUCAAUCCAGGUAGAGGUAGCCGACGGGACGCUACGCUUGAAGGGGGGUUUCCCAGAGGCUCGCGAUUACGAUAUUGUCGCCCUCGAGAUCCGAGCUACCAAUACCACAUCGCACGCAAUCAGCAUACUGUCCCUUCAGCUGGACCUGACCCAUUCGGAUCAGCCCGACGAGGAUGUAUCUGGCUCUUCGACGCUAAGUUCCGGCGCUCAAGCAGCUCUAGGAGCAGCCGUUGGCAUAGCCUGUCUGGCCAUCGUCUUCUUCAUCAUCUACCUCUUGAACAAGAGACGCCGUGGGGGUGAUCUCAGCUUCUGCUCGAGCCUUAGCAUGAGGCACUCUGCGAGCCUCGGACCAGAGACGGGGAUGUUUACCAAGGGUCAACGUGGUGAACCUUACCUGACCGUGGACUUGAGUCGAAGCGAAGACAAGCUCGACAACAGCGACGCUUACUCGGCAAAGACACUCGUCGAGAGUUUCGAGGGCGAGAUUGCUCCGCAGCGAUUGUUACCCUCUAGCUCUUCGCUUGUCGUGAGGAUGAGCAAGAGUGCUAGCUCCUUCUCUCGGAGGAUAGCGCAAGCGGUUUCCAGUAGCGGAAGGUUCAACAAGAAGCCUUUGAGUAAAGAGAGGAUAUCCAACCCGAUCGCACAGGCAAACCCAAGUAGUGGUACCGAAGGUAUAUCAUCACACCUGCGACGCCCUCCGAGCGUUCCAGAUUUACCGGUCUUAUCGAGAGAAGGGCUAUUUACCGCAGUUCAGGGUAUCGGCAAGCGAGGGACUACUGAUUCCACCUCGACAGUGUUUACCAACUUCUCUCAUGACACUGAGCUCUGGGGAAAAUCCGAUCACGAAGAGGAGAGCAACUUCAGUCAAACCCCGUCUCAUCGACGCCCGCGGUGCUUGACUAGCACUCCGAGAAGCGGUCAUGUACAAUUCAGCCCCUCGUCUCCCGAUUCUGCGGGACGACAGGGGGAGGUCAGUUCGGACGAGUCACCCACGCCCAGGACACUCUACCCUCGAGAUCGAGUUCUGAACACCAUCAGCGAAGAUCUCAGCAGGGAGGGCGGCGCCUUUCUUUCGCCGUUCCGAAACCCGUUUCAGAAUACCGGGAGCGAAACGUCGUCUUUGGGUACUAUACAAACGGCAGCGCGCGCCGUAUUCGAAGCCGCAACGCCGGAACAGAUGAUCAUAGGAACGGUCAGAAAAACUACACACGGAUCGACUAUUCUGAAAGCCGACGGAGACGAGGCGGCGGAGCGGUCCUGGAUUGGUAGCGUCGGUCUAGACGAAGGCUCGGACCGGUCUUCUCAGCUCGGGGACAAAGGCUCCAUCCUUAAUCAGACCAGCUUCGAGGGCUUCAAGGCCCGAGACUCUGUCACCGCCGACGCAGAAGAGAUAGAGAACGCCACCGCCGGAGAGCUCUUUGGCAGGAUUCAUACCUCGAUCGCUGCCGAAACUCGAAGUGCACAGCAAUUGAUCGGGACCGGACUAGAUGGACGACGCAUGACCUCGAGCCGGCGCACCGGCAGCUGUUCCGGCCUGCCUCCUUCAUCUUGUUCCUAA